Molecule: messenger RNA, 1074 nt
Organism: Juglans regia (Persian walnut)
Lineage: Eukaryota; Viridiplantae; Streptophyta; Magnoliopsida; Fagales; Juglandaceae
Exons: 3
Coding region: 1-1074 (357 amino acids)
Source: RefSeq, a predicted model, not a curated record
AUGGCCGAGGAAUCAGCAGCUACGAACACACCAGAAGAAACAAUUAAUGGUGUAACAAAUAAUGAGUAUUGGUGGCCGACAUGGUUAGUAGAGAAAAUCGAGCAUGCUGAAAGCAUAGUGCUUAGUCGCCCAUCACCUAAUCAAACUAUUUUGAGUAUUUACAGGGUUCCUGAUGAGCUUCGGGAAUUGAACAAAGAAGCUUAUACACCUCAGAUUAUUUCAAUAGGGCCUUUUCACUACCACUCGCAAAUAUUGCAAUCCAUGAAAAAUUAUAAACUGAGUUAUUUCAGGAGUUUCAUGGAACAAAUUACCAAGAUAAACAAGGCCGAGAAGUUAGCAGACCUUAUACAAGAUUCGGAAGAACGGGUACGUGGAUGUUAUGCAGAGGCCAUUUCAUUUGAUUGUGGUACUUUGAGGCAAAUUAUCUUGAUGGAUGCGAGCUUUAUCAUUGAGCUUUUCUUGAGAUUUUGGUCAGAUGAAUUUUGGAGAGAUGAUGACUCGAUAGAAUUAAAGCCAUUGCUGUCUCCUUCGAUAUACCCAUCCAGCUUCCUCGAGCUUACCUUUAACUUCUUUGAAUUUGAGAAUUUUCAAACGAUACAUCAUCUUAAGAUAGAUUCAGAAGAAGUAAUGCACUUUGUUGAUUUUCUGAGAUACAUGUACUUGCCUUGUGACCGAAUUAGGCUGCUCCCAGAAAGUCGAAAAGUGGUUCACAAAAUGUACUGUGCCUCCCAGCUGGCCGAGGCAGGAUUGAAGUUUAAGCCAAGCAAAGAUGUGGAUUUACUUAUUCAACUGGGGAUCCUUGUGAAUAACAUAGGCACCACCCCACCUUUCGCCGGCAAUUUGUCCACAGGUAUCUCAUUUAGGGACAUCAGUGAUGAUUAUUAUGAUCUCUGUAGACAAUUGGUGGAUUUCCGUAGAAAACAUUGGUAUGUAAUUCUGAAGAGUAGCUUGAGACAGGAUUAUUUUCGGACGCCUUGGAUGGGUGCUGCUACCGUUGGUGCUAUUAUCUUGCAUGCUGAUUCUCACUCUCAUACAAACUGUUUGUACUGUCAUUUUGAUAUUCAAGUAGAGUGA